CGUUCUUUUUUCUUUUUUUUUUUUUUUUUUCCCCUACUUGUCUUAUCUCUUCCGACUUUAACGGCAUGCUGACCUCUCUUACGCGCGAAAAUAACCAUAUCUGUAAUAAUAUUCUCGACUCCGUAUCGUGCAAGAAAAUAAUUUAUCUCGAAGGUUCCUUUUUAUCGUCAUCGCGUACCGUGUUUCAUCAUUCACAUGUAUCUAUCUACACAACAUCAAUUCAAAUAUAUAUAUAUAUAUAUAUAUAUAUAUAUUCGCGUAUCGAGUCGCGUAGAGUAAGAACAGUAAACAAUUUCAAUUACGAAAAAAAUAUCGUAAAAUCGUAAUCAAACAACGCGUUCGAGUUUUUCUUUCUUGUGCAAAUAGUGCACGCGCGACGCGCGUCGAUAACGAACAUAUGAAAAUUCAAAAUUUAAAGGACAAGGGAAAGAUCGAUCGCCGACAAAAAUCGUUCGAACACCUCCUCCUCGAAAUCGGGGAAUAUCAAUUUCGUGGCUUCGAAACGAACAACCGACACAUUGUGUUUCUUACUUUAUCUAUAAUUAGCAAUAAUAAUAACAAGCCGCGCACACCGAUGCGUGAAAGCUAAUCGAAAGUGAAAAAAAAAUAUGGCAUUUACGUUAUGUAAAAGGCCGAUUUUUUUUAUGCUAAAUCCGAGUCUGAAAUAUGCCUCGUGUCACCGAGGUCAUCGUUGGAGAGCACUCGGCCGGUGCUGUAUACCGCUGUCGGCCUCAGCCAGUCAACGACGAAUCGGUACGGGGAAAAGACGAUGCUUCGCUUCGCCGUCCGUGCAAGAUCGGCCUGUUCGGAGAAAUGUUUGGAAAAAUGUGUGGACAGAUCGGUCCAGAAACGCGAGUUAUCCGCCUCAACCGCGAUUCUUAACGCGAGCUCGAGGCGUGCGGCGCACGAGCCGCGUUUAAGAUGUUUGAUCGAUUCCGGAACGCGGUCAAACGAUACUGAAGGCCGCAGCCGUCGUGCCUUGUCAACGACGACAACGCCAACAACGACGCCAAGGAAAACGUGCCUCUACGACCUUCACGUGGAAAAUCGAGGUAAAAUAACCAACUUUUCCGGCUGGUUGUUACCGGUCCAGUAUCAAGAGGCGAUAGCCACAUCUCAUUUGCACACGAGAACGUUCGCCUCGUUGUUCGAUGUCGGUCACAUGUUGCAAACCAGAGUCUCUGGGAAAGACGCCACCCAAUUUCUGGAAUCUCUGACCACCGGCGACUUGAAAAAUUUGGGCAACGGCUGCGCCGUUCUCACCGUGUUCACAGACGAGAAUGGAGGUAUUCUGGACGAUUUGAUCGUUACGAAAGACGGCGAGGAUAAAUAUUUUCUGGUAUCCAACGCCGGAAGAAGAAAGGAAGAUUCUCGAUUGCUCCUUCAACAACAGGAGAUAUUUCUCACGCAAGGAAAAUCGGUGAGCUUGGAAUUUCUAGAUCCGUUGAAGCAGAGCCUCGUGGCGUUACAGGGGCCCACAGCUGCUUCGGUUCUUCAAUCGAUCGUUGACGUCGAUUUGAGGAAUCUAAGAUUCAUGAACAGCGUGGAAACCGAGAUGUUGGGAGCUCGGAUAAGGAUAACGCGUUGCGGGUACACGGGGGAGGACGGGUUCGAGAUCUCGAUACCGGUUCAAAUAGCGCGUACCUUGGUGAAAAUGAUUUUAAACACACCUGACACGAAACUAGCCGGAUUGGGAGCUAGAGAUAGUCUAAGGUUGGAAGCCGGUCUUUGCCUCUACGGGCAAGAUAUCAACGAGAAAAUAACACCGAUCGAAGCUGGGCUUGGUUGGCUAAUAGCUAAACGAAGAAAAGCGGAAGCAAAUUUUCCAGGUGCGGCGAAGAUACUUCUACAGAUCGAGUCGGGGAUUAAGAAGAAGCGGGUAGGAAUAACGGUUGUGAAUGGGCCACCAGUUAGAGCGGGAGCGUGUAUAUUAACGCCGGAAGGAGAACGAGUUGGCAACAUCACUUCCGGUGGACCUAGUCCAACUCUCGGAAGUUACAUCGCUAUGGGAUACGUGCCACCAGAAUUGGCCGAAUACGGCAAAGGGGUUUUGGUCGAGGUCCGAGGAAAAACUUACAAAGCUAAAGUCACGAAAAUGCCCUUUGUCAAGACGAAUUAUUACACUGGAAAAUGACCGACACGAUGUAUAUUCUUUCAUGUAUAAAAUUCGAUCGAAAGGUGGAUGAAGAAUUCCUCUCUUAAAUAUUCUUUUUUCACUUUCGAUCCCAUUCGAAAGAGCUCAUCGAUGAACUUUCUUUUUUUCGGAAUGAAAGGAAAAAAGAUUAUUUAAGGAAAGAUUAUUCGUAAAGAAUAAUUGUAUUCGUAAAAAUUCUGUAAUGAAAUUGUAAUUGGAAAAAAAAGAACGUCACAGAAUAACGAAUACGAAUUAUUCACGUAAAUCAAAUUAUUAUAUAUAUUAUCAAAAUAAAAGAAUUUAAACUUAUUACACGAGACGAGAAGAAAUGCUUAUUCUCGUAUUACAGAGUCCUCUGUGAAUACGAGUACGAAUUAAAUUCACGUCGAUAAAGAAGCAAGUUUAUCGACUUGAAGGAAAACCUGUACAUACUACGUAUGAUAUAAAAGAGUUCUACUAAUAAAAUUUACCUUUUAUGAUAAAAUAAAUUUAAAAUAAAUAGUUGAAUACAAAUAUACAAAUAUAGAAUAUUUGUAAUUUAAUAACUAGAAUAUCAACAGGAUAAUAAAUAUUUCUAUGAAAAUAUA
Apis cerana (Asiatic honeybee) is the source of this 2721-nucleotide messenger RNA. RefSeq names its product aminomethyltransferase, mitochondrial. The record is from RefSeq and is a predicted model, not a curated record. Lineage: Eukaryota; Metazoa; Arthropoda; Insecta; Hymenoptera; Apidae. Gene Ontology annotation, cellular component: mitochondrion; glycine cleavage complex. Gene Ontology annotation, biological process: glycine catabolic process. Gene Ontology annotation, molecular function: aminomethyltransferase activity; protein binding.